AUGCCGUCGUCUAUCACUCUCACCGUCUCACACCUGCCCACGUCCACGUCUUUCUUCUUGUCUGCGCUUCAACCCCUCAACUACGGCUACCGAGGGCGCGCUGAGCAGACCGUUGGCUUUGGCCCAGUCGACUCGCCUGCGCCCGCCGAUUUCUGGAUUACGCAGGAGACCCUUGGAGUGCCAGCUGGCGCUGCGCAUGUCGCUUUCCCAGCCACCAACCGCCAAGCCGUCCAAGACUUCUUUCAUGCUGCGCUCAAAGCUGGCGCUACCAUCUACGGAGAGCCGUGCGUCCGCGAUGCUGCUGGCUAUUACUCUGCAGCCGUGAUAGACUUCGACGGCAACAGCAUUGAAGCCGUCUACCGUCCAGGCUUGGGUGAGGAGGACAAAGAGAACUGUGCCGUGUCAACCGUUUCCAAGCGAUCCAGCAGCAAAGCUCCGUCAACUGUCUCUCGUGCCUUGUCCUCAGCAUCGAAAGCUCGAAGCGUCGUACCUUCCACUGUUAGCAAGCCUCGUAGCGUGGUGCAUUCCACAGCCAGCAAAGCUCGCAGCCAUGCUACCUCUGCUGCGCCAGAGCCAGAGCCAGAGCCUAAACCGGCUGCCCCCGAGGGUGACGCUCUUGCGGUCCUUCUGAAUCAAGCCCGCUCCACUGCCGAUGUUGCUCGCAAGCUUGUCGAGCAAGUACGGCCACAUCUGCCUGCUACUUCCUCCGAGCCUGCACCAUCGACGAACAAAGGCGUGAUUCACAAUCCUGAUGCCUUUGCCAAGCCCGGCGACGGAAGCAACGCGGUCCUAGGCACUUUACUCGGCGUGGCGGCCGGUGCUGCCUUGACAUACGCCUUAAAAUCACACUCGGAGUCGAGGAAGGGCAGCCAUAGCAACAGCGACGAGGGACACGAUCACGGCCACGAUCGAGACGGGCGUCCGAGCGUGGCAGGCCGAAGCAGCUCAGAACCAUGGUCUCGUCACCCGCACUACGCACAGCCCACCACGGUCUACCGCGCCCUUGACGCCGCUCCUUCACACCACCAUAUCAACAUGUUCGACAACGACUACGCCUCAACAAUCAAGCCUCGCCGCCGCAAUAGCGUCGACUCCGGCAUCGGCAUCUCUCCCCCAUCGUCCACCUCUCGCUCCGGCGCCAAGUCUAAAAGCAUGAAGCUCCUCAACGCUCCGCCCACCAGCUACAAAGCCCCCACCGUCAUCACCCAAGCCCCCACAAGCCACAGCCGCUCGCGCUCCAAAACCCGUGGCGGCGACACCGACUCAGCCGCCGGCCGCUCGAGCUCCCGGCGUAGCCGCUCGGAAAGCCGGAGCCGCUACUCUUCCUCCUCCCACCGUCACAGCAAGCACGGCAACGGCACCAGCGAGUCAGGAGGCUCGGGCCACGACUACGAAACCGUGCUGCACGUGCAGACGCAGCGCGCCUACGGCCCCGUCCCCGCCAGCCAGAAGUGGGGCGAACACAAGCAUCUCCCGCUGCCCAACGAAUCGGUCUCCACCACAAAGACGAAAUCGCACGCUGCCAACAGGUCAACGACGAGUUCAUCGACGCCCAAAGAAGAGAAGAAGCGUUCUUCCAGCCGCGGCGCAGGCUCGGCCGCCACGACGGCCAAACCGCCCACGGCGGCCGGCUACCCGCUUCCCCCUAGCAGGGCCGCGACGUGGGCGGCGGGGGGACCGCGCAGUAGCAGUAACAGCAAAGCGGAGAGUUUUGUUUCGGCUUUGAGUGGUGGGGGACGUGGAGGCGGUGGCAGGGGGGAGGACGAGGGGGCUGCAAAGACGGUGGUGGGGAAGAUGCGUGACGUGGCGAGGUUGAAGGUCAGGGAGGCGGAGGUGAGGCCCGAGGAUAGUGUUAGUCAGGUCAGUAGCGUUCGGAGUGGGAGGCGGUGA
This is a messenger RNA of Cyphellophora europaea CBS 101466, 1890 nucleotides long. RefSeq lists its product as uncharacterized. The coding region runs from base 1 to 1890 and encodes 629 amino acids. The record is from RefSeq and is a predicted model, not a curated record. NCBI's taxonomy places the organism in Eukaryota, Fungi, Ascomycota, Eurotiomycetes, Chaetothyriales, Cyphellophoraceae. The transcript has a single exon.